AUGCCGUCAAAGGAGGGUAAAGGAUAUCGAGAUGAGUCGCUCGUCUUUCGCGUGGAGAGCCAAUCAACCUUUGUACAGAAUGCAAGCCAAGAUCGACGUAGGAAACGUCCAGAUGACGUCUCGGGAAGUACAGGCUCCCGCUCCAAGUCUCCAGCUUCUGUACAUAGUGAUGCGGAGCGGACGAAGACUUCACGGGCAUCGCCUGAUUCGGUUGACGAGAGACAAGGGGAAUUGUUGCCCUUUGAAGGAGCAACCACAGCGAUUGACGAAUACGAGGCAGCCAGAUACCUAGGCUCCUUCACCCAAACACCUUCGAUCGGUCUGGCUGAUGACACAAACUCUCGUCUUCUGUCCCUGUUCAUGAGCAGAGUAUGUGCUCGUGUCAACAAUCAGGCCGCUGUUGGGUUUUUGUCCUUUUUACCCCCGAUGGUGACAAAAGCUGCCAGCUCUGACGAAGAAUCGGGCUUGGUAUCUACCUGUCAUGCCAUCUCUUAUGCUUUCAUAGCCAAUGAUUAUCGUACGCCAGCGGCUCGGUCCCGCAGAUCAUUAGCAUAUGGGAAAGCCCUCAAAAUUACCAAUACCGCUCUUGACGACUCAAUUGCACGGGUCAAAGAUGAGACUCUGGUAUCGAUCUGGCUUUUAAGCAUGUAUGAGUUGAUUGCGGGACUCGAGGUUACUGUCCACCGCAACGGGCCAGUCCUUUGGAAUACCCACCUUCGUGGCCUUGUUACAUUGCUAAAAAUCCGGGGCACAAAAUGCCUCCGCACCCCUGCUGAGCGCAGUGUUUUCUGGUUGCUUUACAACAGCGUCCAAAUUCGAUCAUUCGUUCUGGGUGUGGAGUGUCCCCCUGAGUCAUUGGAUUGGUUUCUUGAACUGGCGAAAGAUCUUCGAUAUAGCGAAGUUUAUUCCUAUCAUGUUACCCGGUUUGGGUAUGAUGCCACUGCCCUAUGUGCCAAGAUACGUAAGAUGGUAACGGGGAGUGCGCCAAACGCAUCGAACUCGCCCUUGGAGCUUUUGAACUCGGCAGAGCAUCUCACAGAUACGACGGCAGACCUACUAAUUUCAAGAAUCUCAACCUUCGCGUUCCCGAAGCUUGGCUACCCCGGAAUGAGUAAAGACUUUGGAACGAUAUCCUUUCGGACGUUCUAUUGUGCUUUUCGAAUGAAGCUGCAUGUUGCUAUAUGUGAGCUUCUAGCCACAGAGCACAUUCAUGAAAUUUCCUCGGAGAUUAUCCAAGCAAAAUAUCAGGCUCAUGUCGCAGCUGUCCAGACUCUGGCAGACGAGAUUCUUGCUGUAAGAUUUGUUCUUCUGUCCGAAGAUGUCACGGGCCAGCCUCCAUCGAGGUCGAACUUGUCUCCUGCGAGCGGGACUGAGCGAAUCACAUUCUGGACAGAUGGCCUUCGUGUGCUAUGGCCCUUCCGACAAGUCGUAUGGAACAAAGUAGCAAGACCUGAUCAGAAGGAGCUGGCUCUUGAGACUCUACAGCAUCUCCAUGACGCACUCGGGUUUCCACAUGCUCCAGACCGACCAAGUUGGGCUCAAUGA
This is a messenger RNA of Exophiala bonariae, 1545 nucleotides long. RefSeq lists its product as uncharacterized. The record is from RefSeq and is a predicted model, not a curated record. Bases 1 to 1545 code for a protein of 514 amino acids. Lineage: Eukaryota; Fungi; Ascomycota; Eurotiomycetes; Chaetothyriales; Herpotrichiellaceae. The transcript has 4 exons.